AUGUUUAAAAGCAGCAAGGAGGAUCUUCAGGUGUUACCUGUUUUUAGGCCAAAUAAAAAAAUUUGUUUUGAUUUGGCUUUCAAGUCCUUUGCUUUAAAGGUUCCGGACGAUUGGAUUAUUCCAGACGUCAACACAGAAUUUCUGGAACGUAACUCUUGCCCGGAAGCAUUGAAGCAGGUGAAGGAAACUGAUCUGGUUAUUUGGGUGGAUCCACUGGACGGAACGGGCGAGUAUACGCAGGGUUUUCUGGAAGGAGUUACGGAGCUCAUUGGCAUAGCGGUCAAUGAUCGAGCCGUGGGAGGUGUAAUUCAUCAGCCCUAUUUUAAGGCCGAUACGGGUGAGCUGGGUCGGACAAUUUGGGGAGUACAAGGAAUUGGUACCGGUAGAUUUACACCCAAACGCCCUCCAACCGAUCGGUUCAUAGUGACCACAACUAGAUCCCAUUCCACUGCAGUAGUUCAAGCUGCUUUAGAUGCUUUAUCGCCGGUCGGUAUUCUUAAAGUCGGUGGAGCUGGGUAUAAAGUGUUACAGCUCCUGGAAGGAAAUGCUCAUGCACAUGUUUUCGCGAGUGCUGGUUGCAAAAAGUGGGAUACCUGCGCUCCGGAGGCAGUACUCGAGGCUCAAGGUGGAACGUUGACAGACAUUCUGGGAAGGCAUUAUCGCUACGGGAAGGAUGUACGAUUUCCGAAUGCUUGUGGCGUACUAGGAUCUGCCAGUGGCAUUGCUCACAAAGACAUACUAGCCAAGUUGCCGGACAGUGUGAAACAAGCGAUGAACAAAACAGAAUAGAUGACUUGUUCUAAUAAAGGUUCUAGUACAAUUAACCGUUCUAAAACACCUACAUUUAUUGACAUCAUUAAAAAGAUACCAGUUCCGGAAUCCCAUAACAAAUUGGCAAUUAUUUACAGUUUAGAUUUAGGUUUCUGAAGCAGCGCCCUAAGGUCUCCUUAGAAUUUUACCACUCAAAUUUUUCGGAAUUUCUGCUAUGAAUCGAACACCUCCAUGCAAUCUCUUAGUCGGUGAGGUUCUAUCCGCAACGUAUUUUUUUAAUUCUUCUUCACUGACUGAAACAUCAUCCUGUUUAACGACAAAAGCGAGCGGAAGCUCACCAGCUUCUUCGUCUGGCAGACCAAUCACAGCUGCAUCUUUCACCUUCGGAUUAGUCAACAAAAUUGCUUCUAUUUCGGCGGGUGGUACCUGGAAAGCUUUGUACUUAAUCAGUUCCUUCAAACGAUCUACAACAUAGAACUCCAGAUCCUCGUCAUAGUAUCCAAUAUCGCUGGUGUGCAGCCAGCCGUCCUUGUCAAUCGUUUCUUGAGUUGCUUUAUCGUUCCCGAUAUAGUCCUUCAUGAUUUAAAGCAAAGCUCUCCGUGCUGGUUCGGUCCCAAGGCUUUUCCGGUCUCCGUAUCAAUUACCUUGGCUAGAAUAUCGUUGGCUUAACCAUAUCAUCUCUUCGGUCCACUCAUCACGAAAUUCUUCCCGAAUCUGUCGAAUAUCCGGGAAAAGCUUCAAACGCUCGGUUUAUUUUGCCGGCACAGUGUUCUGCACAAGCAAAGUACAAAAUGAUAUGGGACCUGGUUUGUACGUGUUACCACCACAGAACAGUGAAUCAGGCAGUAAAACCGCAUUUGACCAUACGAAAGCAAUGGAGCACCAGGGACAAAGCAUGACCGUUUCGAUCGUUGAAUCCUUCAAAGAUUCAGAUCAUCGUCCAGAAUAUCAUUCAAAUCCGGGGUACAUUAAGGAAAAUGAUACUGAUAGCGACUCAGAAACCAAAGAGAACGUAACGGUUGAAGGAUUGACUGAGCAAGCACUUUCGGAGUAUUUCGAACCAUUUAUCAGACUUCGAUGCUCCCAUUAACUUCGAUAUGGAUAUGGAAUUUCAUGAAGAAGAAAUUAAUGUAACCCUUUAUUUUGUUUUUAUUUUGGCGAGUGUGAUCCUCUCAUAUGAUUGUUUGUGUAUAUGCUGACAAUAAACAUAAAAAUGCAACGUCUAUUAUUUUACAUAAAAUACA
Topomyia yanbarensis is the source of this 2015-nucleotide messenger RNA. Its product is annotated as 3'(2'),5'-bisphosphate nucleotidase 1-like. Gene Ontology annotation, biological process: phosphatidylinositol phosphate biosynthetic process. The record is from RefSeq and is a predicted model, not a curated record. The transcript is spliced from 3 exons. Gene Ontology annotation, molecular function: 3'(2'),5'-bisphosphate nucleotidase activity. NCBI's taxonomy places the organism in Eukaryota, Metazoa, Arthropoda, Insecta, Diptera, Culicidae. The coding region runs from base 1 to 789 and encodes 262 amino acids.